Sungouiella intermedia is the source of this 1950-nucleotide messenger RNA. The record is from the annotation of a GenBank genome assembly. NCBI's taxonomy places the organism in Eukaryota, Fungi, Ascomycota, Pichiomycetes, Serinales, Metschnikowiaceae.
AUGGACGAAAAGUUAGCUAAGGACCGGACCUACGGCAUUGGAGAAGUCGAGCCUCCACGUGAGAUCGACGUGGACAUCGGGAAUGGAAUCAAGGGCACAUUGACCAUUCCACACUCUGUAGACUUGGACGACUUCCUCCAGCUCGGCUACGCUCCACCAACCAAAAAGGUGGCGCUCAUUCUUCAUGGCCAAGGAGGUCAUAGAGACUAUUGCUACCAGAAGUUGGUAGCGCAUCGGUUGGCUGCUGACUUGGGCCACUACUCAUUGAGAAUCGACUUCCGAGGCUGUGGCUAUCUGGACGACCAUCCAGACACAAAGGAGGGCCGCACAUUGACCAGAGACAUUGAGGAUAUUCAGACAUGCGUGGAAUAUUUAUUGGAUAGCUCGCGGAAUGCUGUUAACAUCAACUUUCUUCUUCUGUCAAUCAUUGCACACUCGAGAGGAAGUGCUGCGAUGUUCUUGUGGGCAGUGCAACAGGAGGAGCUUGUUCGUAGCGGGAAAGGUGAAAAGGCUGUGAUCGUGCCCAACUUGAUCAAUUGCUCCGCCAGAUACCGUCUGGAGACCAUCUAUGAGAGAUACACCUUCUUGGAUCAGGAUUUCGAGUUUAUAGAGCAGACUGCCAUGCGGUUUGGCAAGUACCAACCCACAAAGGUCACCAAGGCUGAACUUCUCUCAUUGUCAUCGCCUGAUCUCUCUGUGGUGCGCAAGUUAUCCACUGCAUGGUCUGUUUUGAGUGUCUACGGACUCGAGGACCAUAUUAUCCCCAGAGAGGAUUGUGCCUACUACGCCAACGCUCUAAACAGGGGUCCAUACACCCACCAACUAGAGCUUAUCGAGGGCGCCGACCAUAACUUUUACGGAAGAAAGGCUGUUACCGAUGAUCUCCAGGAGGAUAUGAAUCCCAACGGAUACCCAUUGAACAAGAAGAAGAGGAUUAACUACAACUAUUUGGUGAGUGCAAUUAUCACCAAAUACCUUCGAUACGACCAGGAACUACUUCGUUUUGCGACGCAGACGAAGUAUAUUGGCGGUAUCCCAAGAUCCAAAACUGUGGAUGGAAUCGCCAACUUUAGAGACGUUGGGGGCUGGAAAAUCAAUGCUCCUACGUUCCACACGGCUACACAACCUGGUACCUGCUACUACAUGCGCCCAGGAUAUUUGUUCCGCUGUGCUAAUACUAUAGACAUUAGUGAGACUGGCGCAGAAGCACUCAAGAACUUGGGAAUUCGUUCGGUUUACGAUCUUCGAUCAAUCCAAGAAUGUGAGAAAGAUGGAGUCUCACCACUUUUCGAGACCGUCGACGUCGAACGCUUCCAUGCUCCUGUGUUCAGAAACGAGGAUUACUCGCCUCAACUGAUUGCUGUUCGGUUGUCACAUUUGAUCACAUCGUGGCAUACUUACGUUAAUAUUUAUGAGCACAUGUUGGACAGUGGUACCAGCCUGUUCCGGACCAUGUUUGAACAUAUUCGGGAUCAUCCAGAUCGUCCUCUUGUAUUCCAUUGCACUGCAGGCAAAGAUCGUACCGGAGUGUUUGCCAUGUUGGCGUUGAGGUUAGCUGGUUUGGACCGUCAUACCAUUGCAGGGGAGUACGAGUUGACCACGUACGGAUUGCUUCCCGACCAUGCAAAGAUCAAACAGAAGUACGUGACACAGAUGCAAAAACUCAGAAGUAAAGAAGGAGCAGCUGCAUUAGAGGAGCUCAUCUCACGUGGACGUAAGAAUUGGUCCAUUGAGGACGAUGGAUUUGCAAACUUGAUUAGUUCCAGGCAUGAGGCGAUGUUAGAUACUAUAGACCUUCUUGAUACCAAAUACGGAGGUAUUGUGGAGUAUAUGAAGAACGUGUUGGACUUCAGCGAACACGAUAUCAAGAAGAUAUUCAACAACUUAGUGUUCACGGACAGUUGCAAGAAUGAGCCAUUCUUAACAUCGGGAGAGGUUUCGAAGUUUUAG